UACAGAGGGGGAAAAAUGUUCUUCUGGGUGUUAGCCCUCCUAAUCCUUUGUGGUUUUCUAUGGAAUUAUAAAAGACAACUAAAGAUUGCAGACAUCACAGAUAAGUAUAUUUUCAUAACUGGUUGUGACACUGGCUUUGGAAAUUUGGCAGCCAGAACUUUUGAUAAAAAAGGAUUUCGUGUAAUUGCUGCCUGUCUGACUGAAUCACAGUCAACAGCUUUAAAGGCAGAAACCUCAGAAAGGCUUCACACUGUGCUUCUGGAUGUAACCAACCCUGAGAAUGUCAAGAGGACUGCCCAGUGGGUGAAAAAUCAAGUUGGGGAAAAAGGUCUCUGGGGUCUGAUCAACAAUGCCGGUGUUCUCGGCGUGCUGGCUCCCACCGACUGGCUGACAGUGGAGGACUACAGAGAACCUGUUGAAGUGAACUUGUUUGGCCUCAUCAAUGUGACUCUAAAUUUGCUUCCCUUGGUCAAAAAAGCUCAAGGAAGGAUUAUCAAUAUCUCCAGCAUUGGAGGUCGGCUGGCGUUCAGUGGAGGGGGUUAUAAUCCAUCCAAAUACGCAGUAGAAGGCUUCAAUGACAGCUUAAGACGGGACAUGAAAGCUUUUGGUGUACACGUUUCAUGUAUUGAACCAGGAUUAUUCAAAACAGGAUUAUCAGAUCCAAUAAAAGCCACUGAAAAAAAACUCGCCAUUUGGAAGCAUCUGUCUCCAGAUAUCAAACAACAGUAUGGAGAAGGUUACAUUCAAAAAAGUCUAGACAAGCUGAAAGGCACAACUUCCUUUGUGAACAUGGACCUCUCCCUGGUGGUGGAGUGCAUGGACCACGCGCUCACAAGUCUCUUCCCAAAGACCCAUUAUGUUGCUGGGAGAGAUGCCAAGACCUUCUGGAUACCUCUGUCUCACAUGCCAGCAGUUUUGCAAGACUUCUUAUUGUUGAAACAGAAAGUAGAGCUGGCUAAUCCCAAGGCGGUGUGA
Molecule: messenger RNA, 975 nt
Organism: Enhydra lutris kenyoni (northern sea otter)
Lineage: Eukaryota; Metazoa; Chordata; Mammalia; Carnivora; Mustelidae
Product: dehydrogenase/reductase 9
Exons: 4
Coding region: 16-975 (319 amino acids)
Source: RefSeq, a predicted model, not a curated record